Molecule: messenger RNA, 2427 nt
Organism: Enterobius vermicularis (human pinworm)
Lineage: Eukaryota; Metazoa; Nematoda; Chromadorea; Rhabditida; Oxyuridae
Source: the annotation of a GenBank genome assembly
AUGACUGUUGAGCAUUUUCGAGCAGCUAAAAGCAGAGAACGAUUCUACGAAUGUUCGCCACUAAACGACGAUGAAGUUCGUGAAUAUUCAUUAGGCGAAAAAUAUCUGGGAGUAUGGAAUCAAAGAAACUGCCCGAAAAAUUUUGAAUUUGAUGAGACAAAACAGCGUUGUAUUGAGCACAAAAAACUUCGAAGACAACAAGCAGCAUGCAGCAUAAAUCCAACAAGCGUUGGAUGUCAACCAGGAUGUCAAAUAGACAACAUAGAUCCACAGAAACAGUUUCAAUAUAGGCAAGCAUGUGGCGAAUGGGUUCGAAUGCCUUGUACACCGGGAACGGUAUUUGAAGUUAGAGCACAAAUUUGUAUACCGCAGCAGAUCAAUGAACUCGGUUCUACCGCUUGUUCUGCCGGUUCGUCACCAGUAUGUUCUUGUGCUCAGAACUCUGACGUGAACAUUUGCCCUGGUGAAUCAAGGUGUGCGAAGAAAAGAUUACUAUUUUCAGCUAUUUGCCCAGAUUUUAGCCUUCCAGCGGCAAUGUGUUCACCAACUGCCGGUUGUCCUACCGGAACCACGUGUAAUUUGCAGUUAGAUUUAUGUUGCCCAACUCAGCCUGGCGGAUCCUUCAAUGUGGUUCUAUUAUGUCCAAAUGGUUCUCCAGCGUCGCAGUCGUGCGGUUACAUGAAUCAAUGUCCAUCAGGCAUGGGAUGCUACGAGGGAGCGUGUUGCCCUUUAGCAUGUCCAAAUGGUCAAAGUGCAACGGGUUUCUGUGGCCAAGCCUCUUCGCCAUGCCCACAAUCGGCAAGUUGUGUCGCGGGUUGCUGCUGUCAACAGCAACAACAGCCUACUAUUCGUCUUCCUGUUUGUCCAAAUGGCCAGUCUUCGACGGCAGCUUGCAGAUUUGACCGAGACUGUGGACCAGCAAUGGAAUGCUCCAGUGGUGGUUGUUGUCCGAUGCCUUUCUGUCCAAGUGGAUCCCAAGCAACUGGACGAUGCCUAUUGGGUGCUGGAUGUGAAAGUUCUUCAGUCUGUAUCGACGGUUUGUGUUGUCCGUUGCCGACUUGUCCAUCCGGUGGUCUAGCCACUCGGGUAUGUAUUUCUUCUUUGGAAUGUGGCCCUGGUUACGAAUGCAUCAAUGGUGGUUGUUGUCCGUUACCUUCUUGUCCAAAUGGACAGAUUUCUACGCAAAGAUGUGACAAUGGCUGCUGCUGUCCAACUGGGCAGCAGUGCAUAAAUGGUGUAUGCUGUACAUUGCCUACGUGCCCUGGAGGUUUCGUCGCUAUUUCAAUCUGCACUCCAAGUGAUCCGUGUGGACCGGGCAUGGAAUGCAAUGGCGGUGGCUGUUGUCCAUUGCCACUUUGCCCUUCUGGACUUCAGGCGACACAAAGAUGUCAAGGCCCCGGUACUUGCCUUGACAAUCAGAUUUGUGAAAAUGGAGUGUGCUGCCCUAGUCCGGUUUGUUCAACGGGACAAUACGCAAUGCAGCUUUGCGGAUUUGGAAACUCGUGUCCAAUCGGCUACAUAUGCGAGGGCAGGGGAUGUUGUCCUGAACCAAUGCCUUUGUGUCCUAAUGGAGGUAGAGCAACCCAGAAAUGCGAACGUGGAACCGAAUGCCCUCCAGGUUACGGGUGUACUCCGCUUGGCGGAUGUUGCCUUCUGUCGAUGGAUCCAGUUUGUCCAGCCCAGCAAAGCCCAGUAUGUCAGUGUUCACCAACAAGUGCAUGUCCAGCCUUUUCAAACUGUGUGAUGGGCACUUGUUGCACAAACGCGGUUGCUGCAUAUGAACAAGUUCCUGGAACCACCUGUCAGACAUCUUCGCAGUGCAAUGGCUAUAGCAACGACUGCGCUGAAUGCAUAGCGACAAUUUGUGUUUGCGUCAAUGGCGCUGCUUCGAAUGGAGCCACCUGUCAACAGAUGAAUCCAACUGUAUUGAGACAAGCUAGGUCAGGUUGCGAUCAGUACGGUUCUCCAUGCAAAUUCUUACUAAGUACAGCGCGUAGGAAGCCACUGUUUGCUCCAAUAGGUAACAUAACUGAGGAGCCACUCUGGUUCAAUGUUGCCGAACGUCGUCGAUGUAUUUCAAACUCAAGUUUAACCAGGCUGGAUGCAGACAGUACCUGUUUGCCAAACGAAAAAUGCAUUAACGGAGAAUGUCGAAUGAAGCUGUGGCCUGGCGAGUACGGUUGUGAAACUGAUGAAGAAUGUUCGGCAAGAUGUACGAAUACGUAUUGUGAAAAAAAGACUGAUAAGAAUGUUGGGCAAUGUCAGUGCAAAGACGGAAUGCUGUUGUACGGUCGAUGCUUUUCUGAUUGUCCAGAUGGUUUCCACGAAAGUGGGGCAUAUUGCAUGCAUGACGAUGAGGAAGGAUUUUGGAAAGAUGCUGAUGCACAAGAGAAGUUAAAAAAUUUGUUAAACGCUGGCAGCUGCUAA